GACAGAUUACUCUUGAUUCCCGAUUAGACUAGAUAACUGACAGUCUGUCGUGGGGUAUGGUGAGCUGAAACAUGCGGAGCUUGUCUCUUUUGCAAUUUCAGUUCAGGAAAAUAUCUCGCAAAAUCCUGUUUUCGUGCUACAGCACAGCUCCUAACCUAUCAGAAAAUGGUGACAACUUGGCAACUGACAGCUUGACGGAGGAAGUAAGUUUCCAAGGUUACAAUGGCCCUCUGGCGGCAUAUCUGUCAAAGAUUGAGACUGGGGAGCUGAGGAGGGAUGAGUAUCAGAGAGAGGUGGUGUCGUCCCUAGAGGACCUGCAUCUGCAGCUCAAGAACUACAAACCUCAGGCACAGAAUGCCUCCUGGUUGCAGAGUCUAGGAUUUGGUACCCAGCAGCAAGUGUCAGCUCCAAAGGGCCUCUACCUGUAUGGAAGUGUUGGAUGCGGGAAGACAAUGCUGAUGGACAUGUUCUACCAUACGUGCUCAGUGAGGAGGAAACAACGCGUCCACUUCCACAAGUUCAUGCUGGAUGUACACAGACGAAUCCAUGAGCUGAAACACAGCCAGCCGAAACACAGGAACGUAAAGAGGUCCCAUGCCUUCGACCCUAUAGCUCCUGUGGCCGAUGAGAUCAGUGAAGACACCUGGCUGUUGUGUUUUGAUGAGUUCCAAGUGACGGACAUUGCUGAUGCCAUGAUUCUGAAACGACUGUUCACAGAACUGUUUGAAAAUGGCGUUGUUGUUGUAGCAACUUCAAACAGACAUCCAAAUGAUCUCUACAAGAACGGCCUACAGCGUGCAAACUUUGUGCCUUUCAUAGGGAUAUUGAAGAACUACAGCAGCGUGGUGUGUCUGGACUCUGGUGUUGACUAUCGUAUGAUGACGCUUCCGGCUGAAGGAAGGACGUAUUUCAUAAAGUCAAUGUGUGAUAGCCAGUUUGAAGUUGACAGAGUGUUUGAAGAUCUACGCAAGAGCCAGAAUGCCAUUAUACGUCCUCGAACUCUGAGAAUCCUGGGCCGGGACCUGAAGCUGCCGGUGACGUGUGGUCGAGUUCUGGACUCAUCAUUCAGCCAUUUAUGCCAGACUGCACUAGGGGCUGUAGACUACCUCCGCAUCAGCCAGGAGUUUGACAUCGUCAUCAUCCGAGACAUCCCCACAAUGACCCUGCAGAACAAGACUGAGGGCAGGAGGUUCAUCACGCUCAUAGACACUUUCUAUGAUAAUAAGGUGAAGGUGGUUUGUUCUGCUGAAGCUGAGGCCAGGCACCUGUUCUCCGCUGGGACUCUCAGUCAGCGGGAUGAGCUGGCAAACAUGGCUCUCAUGGACGAUCUCGGCAUCCAGGCAACUUCGGACAAGGCCAAGUCCAGCAUCUUCACAGGGGAAGAGGAACUGUUUGCGUUUGACCGGACAGUGUCCAGGCUGACCGAGAUGCAGACCGAGGAGUACUGGAACCACGACAGGGCGCUCACACAGGAACGUGGGAAAACUCGGACAUUCACAGAGAAUGCUGGGAAAGAAGGCAUUCACAGUUUAUGAUGAUUGUUGGUUUUAGUUAAGGAUUGUUUUACAAAAACGGAUACACAUAAUUAAAAACGUUAAGCCUAGUUUGUGUGAAAGGUGUAUAUGUGUGAUAAAGAGAGCUUUUAAUACAUGUUAAUAUGUGUUUAGAUUUGAAUGCUUUUAAUGAGAAGAGAUCUACAAUAAGUUAUCUUAGUGAGGUUUAUGAUUUGUAUGAAACUUACUAAGAAGUUUGUACAUAGGGGCUACUGUUUUUGUAGUUACAUUACUGCAGGAAUUUAUCAAGGAAUUUAAUCUAAGUGCCCAUGACAGUAUGAGGUGCAAUGAUAAGCAUAGGUCGUAGUUAAUAUGUAUUCUGAUACGAUGGGUGUGAUCCUGAUACAGUACUUAUAUUACAUAGGUUGAUAUACUUUAUUUUUUGCAGGUGAAUGACAACCCUGAAUUAUUUGCUUUUGAAUUUGGAAUUUCAGAGAUCAAAGAUGGGAUAUUGUGGGGCAAAAACAUAUAGGUGAGAAGGCAGUCUGACUGUUAUGUUAGUUAUAGCCAACCAGGAAAUACUAGAGAAUCAGUGUAAGCUGGCUGUUGAACAGGUUUGUUUAGCAUUUUAAACAAUUUUAAACAUCUGUUAUUAGUCACCUAAUUUUACACCAAAAUAACUUGUAAUGUAGUGUAUCAUAUGUAUCACGAUACAUUGAAGAUACAGUGAGUUUAUCCCCUAAAAACAAAUAUUGAAGGUUAUGUUUAGUACAACUCAUAAUUAUCACAGUCACUAUAUCACCGCGGUAUCGAUAAAUCUCAUAAUCCACACCCUGUGUCAACUGCUUACUUCUACAAAUCUAAGCAUGAUAUUUCAACGCUUGAUUGAAAAUAGGACUCAUUGUGAUAUGUCACGGCUACUCGUAAGUGUACGUGUUUACUAUUUCAUGAUAAGUUUCUGGAAUGUUUUUGAAGUGGAAUUACCCCUACCUCCUUUAGAAAUUGGUUAGAAAAGAACCCAUUUGAUUAAAUGAAGUCCCUUGACCUAACCUAGGUCAUAUGCAUACUGAUUAUGUAUAAUCCAAAACAGGAAGUGAUGUAAACCACAUUCUCCAGACGUAUCACACUACAAAAUAGUGAUACCGUGAUAAUAUAGAGUUGCCUGCCCUUUAGGUGCUAACGACAGGUACCUUGCUUAUAGUCAAGAAUAUAAGCGUCGAUCAAUCCUAAUUGAUAUGUCAUAAAAGUUGAACAGAGAACAAGAAACAUUUUGUGCAUGAAAUAUUUAAUAGGUUAGUAAGAAUUCACCAUUACGAUCCAUUAUAACGUAACUAAUGCUAUACUAUAGCUUACCAUGCUAUAUAUUUUCUUGUAAGAAGACUUUGUUCUUCUGAGGUUAUCAAUGGCCAGAGAGUACUGAUACGUACAAUGCACUUGAUCAAUUAUAAUUUGAAAAGUGACUUUUAUUGUUGUUACUUUUAACAUUUCGAAUACAUGAGAGACAGAUCUGUCAGGUUAAUGAAAAUACAUUUAUACAUUUCAUUGUAUCAUUUUAGUUAUGAAUACGAUAGCCUGAAUUGAAAAGUUUUAAGUCUGUUUUAUGAAUGUUUGCUGUAGACCUCGGUGAGUAUGCUGAUGUCUGAAAGACACAGGUAACCAUCCCUGUAACCACCGACCUGUCAAAUCCAUGCUGUAGAAAUAAUGAAUAGGCCAUGCAUCACUGUGAUAAAGAUGUGUGGGUGUUUAGCGGAUAGUGUUUGUAGUGCAUUAUGGAGAGUAUAACACAACUGUUUGUUAAUAUGAAGUACGGGUACCUGAUGCUUUGCAUGUUACUGUUAUAAUGAUGUAGCAUAUCAUUGAUGAUAAGUUGAAAUUGGCGACAACAGAUUUCUCUUCUCUUGGUUUGUAGAAAUCAUCGAGUUAUGUUUUUGUUUAUGUUGAUGUACUGGUGGUUAUGAUAUGUUACAUUUGUAGUUAAUGAAUUUAUAGAUUACUGUUGGCAUGGGUAGCCUUGAAGUAAACUAAAGCCACCAGGAUUCACUCAGCAGAGUUGCAUCCCUUAGUUUAGCCUGGAUCUGCUGAUCAAGUUUGAAUCCUGAUUAUGAUCCUUGGUUUGUAAGCACCACACUUGUGCCUGUGGUGUUCUCUUCCACAGUGAGCUGUCAUGCUGCAAUAGUGCUGAGAUACUUGCAAAGCAGCCAAACUCAAUCACUCACUCCAAAUGGUACAGUAUACAAGGAGUUAAGGGUUUUAGUAGAUCAGAACACAACUAGACUACCUAUACGUUUUAGUCUAGUGGGGAUAGACACGGCCACUAGUCUGUUAAUCCUAGACCAGUAACAAUACUAGACAUACUAGUUGUUUUAACCGAAAUCUAUUUAUUGUACAUAAUCGCUAGUCUGAAUGAACUGCGGACUAGUUGGAUAUGACCAAUAGUGUCUAUCUCUGACAUGUGUGAAACGUUUAUGACUAAGAACAUAAUUCAUAUCUUAAAUGAUUGUAAAAAAUCAUCAAUGAUUUCUGAAACAAACACAGAGCCAUCUUCCCGAGGCAAGGGAGUUAACUGACUGUAAGAGUCCAGUUUCUACCCUUACCGAACUAGACUGGAAGUUCUGGACUAGCGAUACCAGUGGUUAUUACGAGUUUAGUCCCUUCUAUGUCCCUCCUAUUGACCAAUCAGAUUCCACCUCUCAUAUCAUUUGUAUUUGCUUCAAACCAAAUUGCGGCGCCACGUAGAGACGAUCUGAUUGAUAAUCGAAAUAUAUAUUGUGAUAAAACAUAUCUUUCUUCGUGAAGUGUAUCAAAUCAUGUGAGCACCUUGAUUAAAAACAUGAAAAGAUUUGGAAAAUAUUUGUUGACCCCCGAGUUGGUGCUACACAUGUUUUGCAAAUCCUGCAAUCAAACGAAAUCUGCACAGCAGUUUACGAGGAUGUCGAUUUCGUAACGCGACUUUUAUUGGACUCGUUAGUCCAGCCCCCCAAAACCCUACAUAAUUCUAGCCCAGUUCGGCAAGGGUGGAAACUGGACUUUUAUAGCCUCGGAAGUGAUACAGAACAGGGUUUCCUCAAACCCAGAACCAACUUACCCUUACCUGAUGUCUUGCUUCACUGCAGAAAAGGUGGGAAAAGCUUUUAUUUGUUUCCCAUGCUGCAUGGUCAGUUUGUGCCACAUAACACCACUGUGUAGAUUCUGCUCAAUCAAAACAACCACAACCAAUGACCACUGUGACUAUAUUGAUGGCACUGCUAUAUUCAGCUGCAUCAACCACCAGCAUCAGCAGCCAGGAAACGACAAGGGGCACGUGUAGCCCAUCCAUCUACGCCGCCACAAUUAUUUGUUCAGAGUUGCUUCCCUUGGGCACACCAGAAACCUAUGAUCAUGUGGUCGAAUCCUGGUUCGCCCUCAGUGUUUCUGGGUUCGUGUCUGCAGCAUACAGGUGCUUGUAGGAUUCACCGAAGCGGUUAACGUGUAAGACUGCAUCAUUUCAGGCGUUACUCCCACAUCAAGCUGACAUGCCAUGAUAUGACUGGAAUACUGCUCAUAGCAGCAUUAAACCCAGCUCACUCACUCACCCAACUAACACAAGAAACAACUAAAGCCACAAAUGAAUAAUUUGUUCAAUACAAUAUUGUUUAAAUUGCAUUAUAAUUCAUUUUGUGAAAAAGCUGUCACUUGAACCCUUAAUAUGUAUCCAUGGGUGGUGAUUUGUGGCAAAUAUUCUCGGACAAUGUUAGGAUGCAUCAGUCAUUGAGAGGAACAACUGGUGAGAUGGGUCAAGUUACAUUCUGAGAAAGUCAAGUCUUGCUAACAUCCCUUAGCAUAUGUGACCAACCAUGAGAUAAGGGACAUUAUGGGUGAAAAAUCACAUUUUGACUUUUCAUUAUAUGUUAACACAACAGCAUCUUCGGAAAACAAAAGUAUAAUUCACAAGCUUCAAUUCAUAUUUAAUACUGAGAUACAUGACAUCACACAUGGCGAUCUUCACUGAAGUAAGUGGAUGUCAAACGUCAUAAGAGGUCACAGCAUAAUUGUAUCCAAGCACCCAUAAGGUCCCUUUUCUCCUGGUGGGUCUCACAGAUUAUAUGAUGUUGACCAAUAUAACAAUAAGUGAUAUCGCAGAGUACUGAAAGAAAUGUUUCAGGAUCACUGAUGGUACUGGGGUAGCCUAGUGGAUAAGGUGAUCGCAUUUUAUCCUGGGUUUGAUUCCCCACACGUGUACAAUAUGUGGAGCCCUGUUGUCUCUGACUGUGAUAUUGCUGGAAUAUUGAUAAAAGCACCAAAAACCUCUCUCUCACUUGUACUUGUGUGUCAAUUUGUUAAAUAUUUGUCUUGAUUGUAGGGUUGGGACGAGUCCAAAUUUAGUAUUCAGGUACCCACCCCUUUAUUACCCGACCCUGCCCGGGUACCCAAACCUUUAUUACCCGACGUUGCCCCGGGUACCCACCCCUUUAUUACCCGACCCUGUCCGGGCACCCACUGUAGGCCUCAAGAGUUGGGUACAUAAUCUCCGAUUGAGAACUGUUUUACCGCAGCGCUGGCAAAAACUAUGACAUGCACAUAUAAAACAAUCAGGCCAUGCAUACCCUGAAGUUUUAUCUUUAUUUAAGUCGGAGGGAUAGGGUGCCAAGUCAGAAAGAAAUGCGAACAUCAGUGACUUGUAGUGUAACCACAUAGGCAACUAUGCUUGUCGUAAGAAGCGGGAUCUGAUGGUCAGGCUCGCUGACUUGGUUGAUACAUGUCAUUGUAUCCCAAUUGCGUGCUUCGUGCUUUGAAUUCUCAGCUUGCCAGAUUGGAUCAUUUACAGGCUGCCAUUGUGUAACAGGAUAGGGCUGGAUGAGUCCAACUUUACUGCCUGGUUAGGUACCUGGUCCAGGUAGUCCUUCGGGUACCCGAACCCAUCUCAGUACCCACCCGACCUGAGUACCGAGUUACCCGUCCCAGCCCUAUAGAUGAAUAAUCCCUACCUUCUUGUAGCUCAUUGAUUAGUCUCUCAGCAUUACCAAUAUGGCCACAGGUAUCCAUAAGCUUAAGUAGAUAUCAUGAGCAUUUGUUCAUGACAUUUGAUUCAGCUACCACCAUUUGACCUCCAUGCAACCCCUGGUUUUAGCUCAACUGACUGAAAGUCAAGUAAGCUAAUGUCAUGGCCUGUUUGUCUGUCUACCGUCCUAAACAUAUUUCCCUCAGAAACCACCGGACCAGUGAACCACAAACUCGCAUGUUUGGUCCUACCGAUGAUGACCCCCCCCCCAAUUUGUUCAAGUGGUUUAGUAUGGCCAAUGAGUCAGUCAUAUUGUAAAAUCUAUUUUUUUGGCAUUACUCAGCCAUUUUGGUUCAAAAUGUAAUGAGCUUAGGUUCAUAUGUAGCUAGUUGUUGAGUUCAACAUGAGUAUUUCAUUUUUUUGGUGAUAUUCUAAAUUUUGACCUUGAUUUGACAUAUGCACUUUAGCCAUACGGAAAGCUGAAGAUCCGGGUUUUAGAAUUGGCCUUCAAAACACCCAUGCUUGCUGUAAAAGGCGACUAUUCUUGUCUUAAGAGGAGACCAGCGGAAUCGGGUGGUCAGGCUCGC
Molecule: messenger RNA, 7058 nt
Organism: Haliotis rufescens (red abalone)
Lineage: Eukaryota; Metazoa; Mollusca; Gastropoda; Lepetellida; Haliotidae
Product: AFG1-like ATPase
Exons: 12
Coding region: 72-1535 (487 amino acids)
Cellular component (GO): cytoplasm; mitochondrion
Molecular function (GO): ATP binding; ATP hydrolysis activity
Source: RefSeq, a predicted model, not a curated record